This is a messenger RNA of Suillus discolor, 663 nucleotides long. RefSeq lists its product as uncharacterized. The record is from RefSeq and is a predicted model, not a curated record. Bases 1 to 663 code for a protein of 220 amino acids. The transcript has 5 exons. NCBI's taxonomy places the organism in Eukaryota, Fungi, Basidiomycota, Agaricomycetes, Boletales, Suillaceae.
AUGCCGGUCUCAAUCACUGAAUGUCUUUCAGCAUCCCUCGUGCAAUGGCUCAAAACUGGCCACCAAGUUGACGCUGGUGUGUGGCCCGAACACAAACCAGACAUGGCAAGGCUGUUGUACGAUGACCUGGCAACUUGGUGUUCUGAUCUGAAAAAGAUUGUUAUCGCUAUUGCACCUUCUGCAUAUGGCCUUGUCCCACCAGCUGACAUCCCUGUUCAAGAGCGCGCAGCUUGGGUCGAAGAUGCCACUGCUAAAUUAUUGGACGAUGGCAAGUUUCUGCGCUUUGGACUGGACGAUUUAGGGAAAACCAGGAAUUUUGCUCACCCUGCGCUUCUUGAAGCCAUCAUUUUAUUCAUCUAUACUGGAACUUAUCGCAUUGCUCGUAGGCGACCAGCUAUUUUUCAAAAAGAGUUCCAUUGCAUCCUCCAAGGACUGGCAAAACAUGGCAAUGGCAAGCUUUAUCCAAAGUUUACUGCCAAGGAGUACGAGUCUGUUUAUAUGGCAAUGCUAGGGCUACUCAAGGCUGUCAAGAAUGACCCUUAUCACGGUCCCAGGCUGAUGCAACAGCUUGGUGAAUGGGCUCGAGCUGGAUGGGCGGAGGCAUCUAAACUAGACGCUGUUGACACAUCGAGGCACCACCGCCUACGGGUGCAGCUUGACUGA